This is a messenger RNA of Acaulospora morrowiae, 1173 nucleotides long. NCBI's taxonomy places the organism in Eukaryota, Fungi, Glomeromycota, Glomeromycetes, Diversisporales, Acaulosporaceae. The record is from the annotation of a GenBank genome assembly.
AUGAAAUCCUUACCAUCUUUCAUAUUUCUUUACGUCAUAAUGUUGAAUUUUUCUCUUACUGUUACAUCUUUAAAUCAAAGGUGCAUAGAUAUUAUAGAUGCAAUAGAACGGAAGAGCGAUUUGGUACUAUGUCCAAUCAUAGAUGACCCCAAAAGAAAAGAUAAUUUAGGUGAAUACUUAACGGGUGCGAACAUGAUUUUGAUCAAUUUUACGUGUGAAAUAAGUGACACUGCUUUAUGCGAUAAGAUCAAAAGUGCCUUUGAGACAGCCGGAUCAACAAUUUCUGCUGCGUUUAAUUUUAGAGCACAAAUUAUUAUAGAUGCGCGUUUUAAGAAUCUUAAUAAUAAAAACGUUUUGGGCUCAACGGUUCCGACAAGACUGAUGUUUCUGGAUUCAGAAGAUGACGUUACUAGAUUGUAUCCACAGGCACUCGUUAAGCAAUUUCAAUUUACGAAUCAUUCACAAUAUGCUGAUUCCGAUAUUACCUCAAUAUUCAAUUCUGCUUUUAAUUAUUGGUUCGAGGGUGACCCACCUAUAAAGCAAAAUCAAUAUGACUUCUAUACGAUAGCUGUACACGAAAUAUUUCAUGGUCUCGGCUUUUACUCGCUCUGGGGAAAUUACUUUGGAUUCAACAAUAAAACUAUUGAUGCUUUAACCCCUUACCCACUACUUUCGGGAAUGUCCUCAUCCGAUCCUUUAUAUUUCAAUGGCUUUGUUGAGUCAAUAUUUGAUAAAUUCUUAAUGAUAUACGACUCUACUACUUCCAGCAUAAUUUCAUCUACCAAUAUUACAUCAGAACUAAAUACAUUUGGGCCUCCGGGAACAAAAUUUUCUAGUUUAACCGAUUUCUCCGAUAAAUUUAAAGCAUCAUCACAAUGGGAAACUGUUGCAAAAUAUUUUUACAGAAUGGCUACGAUGGCGGAAAGUAUGAAAUUUGUGCCAAGGGGUGUAGAUUUUAUUAGUGGAACUUUCUUGGAAACUAGUAUACCUUUUUUUCCAGGAUCCAGUAUUUGUCAUGUAAGUAAUGCGGAUUAUUCCGGCACCUCGGAUUUUUUGAUGAGAUAUGUUGUGGAGUCUGGAGUCACUGGAACUAAUCUUACCGCGAGAGGGGGGAGCUAUUCUGGUGGUGUCAUUGGACCACAUCUGAGAGAGAUAAUGAGUUCACUUGGUUAG